AUGCAACCAUUGUCGCCGACUUGUGGUCUAGCUGCUCCUGGACAGGCUCGUGCAAAUCCAUCCCGGCCGUUUUGUCGUCGUCGUCAUCGUGGUUGUCGUCGCUGUUGUUUUCGGGAAAAGAGCUGGCACUCGGGCGGAGAGGCGGGCUCACGUGGCGCUGCGCAAGCAACGAAACGUCCCGUCCUCGUCCUGUUGCUGCCGCACGUCGGUCGUCAUCAGUCUCCCUACCCACCAACGUUGCGUGACCGUUUCCACCGUCUGGGCCAGAUACAGGAGUCCCAUGCCGAUGGUGAUGGCGAUGGCGAUGGCGAUGGCGAUGGCGAUGGCGAUGGCGAUGGCGGUGCCGUCACCGCCAGCCAGCAAACAUUGAAAGGAACCACCAAUUCAAGUCACUGUGGCCAUGUGGUUGUGCCGUGGCUUGGGAUGGGUAGGCGGCAGGCAUCGAGGCUUGCCGAGUUCCGUGGCCGUGGGCCCAUCGGCCAUACAUUGAUACAUAUGGUGCUGCAGAUCCGUGCGUGCGUGCGUGCGUGCAUCGUAGGCGUCGGCGGCACGGGCCACGGAAGAGGCCUGGCCUUUUGCUAUCUUUCCUUUAUUUUUGGUUUCAUUGUUGUUUUCAUUCUGUUUUCCGUCCUGGCUGAUGCCCGGCGUGACUGGCCCUCACAUUCACUCCAACUGACAGGCCGCAGCCAGCUUGGGCGGAGCAGCCACUGGCCAGCUGGCUAA
Ustilaginoidea virens is the source of this 723-nucleotide messenger RNA. RefSeq lists its product as uncharacterized. NCBI's taxonomy places the organism in Eukaryota, Fungi, Ascomycota, Sordariomycetes, Hypocreales, Clavicipitaceae. The record is from RefSeq and is a predicted model, not a curated record. The transcript has a single exon. Bases 1 to 723 code for a protein of 240 amino acids.